AUGCGCCGCAUCAAGUACGACGCUACACACGGCCCUCCUGGCCUAAAGCAGUUCUCCUCACAUCUCCGACAAGUCAUCUGGCUGCGCAAUUUCAAGCUAGAGAAGCUCAAAAAAUAUGACGGCAAGGAGAAUCCUGAAAAUUGGAUCACCCUUUAUGAAAUCGCGGUCCAGUCAGCAACAGGAGACGAACGUGUGAUGGCAAAUUAUUUCCCGGUCGUUCUCAACCAGGUAGGUCACCAGUGGCUUCUCGGCCUACGUGAAAAUUCAUUCAAUUCAUGGGAAGAACUAAGGCAAGCGUUCAUCGACAAUUUCAUCGCUACCUGUGAGCAGCUAGGAAACAAAUAUGAUCUCGAGAGGAUAUGGGACCAGAAGAAUGAGACUUUGCGCGACUACAUCCGACGCUUCUCGGAUAUGCACCUCAACAUUCCAAAGAUUUCCCAUGACAAAGCUAUCUCGGCUUUCAUCAAGGGCCUCCAUUUCCACGAAGCCCUGAGGAGUAAGUUACUGUGCAAGAGGCCAACCACGGUCGCUGAGCUCCUCGCCACGGCCAAAAAUUAUGCCAACGCUAAUGACGCAGAAAAGCUCAUCAGGGAAGACGUCAGAGGAACCCAACAAAACAACCAGCCUCCUCGGCGGGACGACAACCACAGCCUUCGGCGCAAUGAUAAUCGCGACCACCGAGAAGGGUGGGACAGGCGUCGCGACCACCACGGUGAUUUCAAGGGUAAACAACCUCGUGACAACGACCAUGAAGUCAACACGGUCAAGCAUUUCACCGGUCGGUGUGAUUAUCAGGAAGACUAUAACAAAACCUUGAAGGGGCCAUGCAAGCUUCACCCCAAGUCCAACCACACAAUGGAGGAAUGUCGUGUCCUCAAGAGCAUCUAUACACAGUAG
Molecule: messenger RNA, 897 nt
Organism: Sorghum bicolor (sorghum)
Lineage: Eukaryota; Viridiplantae; Streptophyta; Magnoliopsida; Poales; Poaceae
Exons: 1
Coding region: 1-897 (298 amino acids)
Source: RefSeq, a predicted model, not a curated record